This is a messenger RNA of Thermothielavioides terrestris NRRL 8126, 1263 nucleotides long. RefSeq lists its product as uncharacterized. The coding region runs from base 198 to 1226 and encodes 342 amino acids. Gene Ontology annotation, molecular function: nucleic acid binding. The transcript is spliced from 4 exons. Lineage: Eukaryota; Fungi; Ascomycota; Sordariomycetes; Sordariales; Chaetomiaceae. The record is from RefSeq and is a predicted model, not a curated record.
GGUUGGCUGCCGGGGCGUCACAGAGCGCGUCGGAACCUGCCAUCGCGCUAGCUCAGCUGUGAAUUGAGAAUCGCGAUCGCAGUCUGGCGCAAAAAAAGAUCUACCUGUAUAACUUCAAUUUUCUCCACGACUGGGACCAGCGUCGGCCAUCUCAACCAAGAAUCUGCCCGCUUGCUCGAUAGAGUCAUCUUGGUACCAUGGUCGCCAGCAGCAGCGGCACCGGCAAAGUCGCCACCGACUUCGAAAAGAUCAUCCACGCCGCUCGGGAUCGCAAGAAGAACGAAGCGCUUGCCGCCCGCAUCUUCGGCACCAAAGACCGCCGCGCAAGUGCUCCUGCACCCAAACCAGCCGCCGCCAGUGGCAGCCUCGCCAGUCGCGCUGGCGUGAGAAAGCGUGGCGUGCCUGCCAAGGCUGCUCGCCAUAGCACAGGGAACAUUGACGGUGAAUGGACACAUGACUUGCACGAAGCACAGCCGCGGGGCCCCAAGGCCGCCGGGAAUGGCGCCGCCUCCCUCGCCGCCCGCAUUACCGAUCCGAAUGCUCCGCUGACCGGACCUGCGAGCCAUAUGCGGAAGCAGCGGCGUGCUGCGCAGGUCGCCCAGGCGCUGAUAAGGUCAGAGCUACAGUCGCCGCGCCAGCAAGGCCAUCAACAACAGUACCAAGAGCAGACGGCGUUCGCCAAUGGCGCAGCUCCCACUGCGCCGAAGGCGAUGACGGGUUUCAACACAUUCAACAAGGGUAUCACGAUUCGCGGUCUGGCCGGCCCCUUCGUCGUGAUGGCGCAGAACUUUGCUCCCGGCACGACGGCAGCCGACAUUGAGAGCGCCAUGACGCCCGUGGGCGGCCUUAUCACCAGCUGUCGGAUACUCAAACAGCACCCGAUUGUGAUCGCUGAAAUCGUUUUUGAGAGCAAGGAAGGCGCCGACAACGUCAUCGCGACGUUCAACAACCAGACGGCCGACGGCCGAGUCCUCAGUGUCUACCCCAAAGUGGGGAACACUCCCUCCGCUCAGACCACGACUCGCCCCUCCUCCAAUAACGACAUGGUCGUGGACGGCUCGUAUGGCUUCGACGAGCCCAUGGACAUGGACUAUCCUUCCGCGCGGCAGCCACCUGCUGGUCCGGCGACGGGAGGCGGCGGCGGGCUCUACAGCGACAGCCUUAUCAACACGAACCGCUGGGGCCGCGGCUUCAGCCGGGGAGCUGGGGGUCCCGGCAGGAGGUAAACAAAGGGGAGGAGGUGGUGGUGGCUGGGAUUCGCUU